GUGGUGAUCAAUCCGCCGGUAACCUGGAAGAAGAAGAACACGGUCUCUGUUUUCAUUACCUUGAUGAACCCGGUUCUGUUCGGGGGGUAUCAUGCCGGUUUGUAAGUACUUGUGUGGUUCUUCUGGACCAGAGUAAAGAUCUGCUGUUUUCCAUGAGUCCACUGGAGACCCCAGGGACGCCUCAGCGAAACCAGGCCGCGGAGAGAUAGCUGAGCUCCCCGGCUAGCAGGCUAGUUAGCUGCUCCGUUGGCUUAAACAGGAUGGCGUUUCCUUAUAAAAUCCCCAAGAAGAAACAACCUGAGGAUUCUGACCCUGCUCACAUCCACCUGCAGUCACCCCUGUCACGUCUCCAUGGCUCUGACCCCCAGGUUAAGGAGCAGGAUUUUGGGAAUCCUACCAGAAGAGGUGGAUCUGACAGAAUGCAUGAUGGGAAGCCACCUGCAAUAAGGGCGACGCGGCAACCGUUCAGGAGCUACAUCCAAACUCUGCUAGGUGUGGACAGCUCCGGCAGGGGCGGAGCUUCAUCAGCCAAUCACAGGUCGGCAGGAAGCUGGAGCAGCCAAUGGCAGCAGAGCUUCUCUAACUGCCGGGGGCGGCCUAAGAGAGCGUCUGACCAUCUGCUGCAGUCAGAGAACACCUCAGGUCUACAGUCUCCACCACAGAAGAAAGUUUCCAGUCCCUCCAUGCCACAUAAACGCAUAUCUGUGAAGGCUGUGGACUACCUGGAGGAGCAGAGARCACAGGUGGAUGCUGGGAAGUUGAGUUCUUCUCCGCCACUGAGGAAAGUGGACCCGGCCGCCAACGGGAAGGAGAAGAAGAACUCGUCCAGCGUUGGCCCAGAGGAGACGCCUGAGGACGAGUUUGUGUCACUGUCCAGCUCCUCUUCCUCGUCCCCGAUGAAGACGGUGUUGUCGCCAAAGACAGCCAGGAGGAGGCGGUGUGCGGACCUGGAGGACGUGAUGGAGGCUCAGAGACACAGAUGGAGGACGUUCAGAGACAGGAAGACGCUGGCUACUUCAGUUCUUAGACAGAAGAAGUCCAGACUGGAUCCCAGUGAAGCCAGUGAGUCUGACUCGCUUCCUCUGCCGCCCGGUUCCUGGUCCGCUCUGCAGCUAUCCAGUGARGAGGAGGAGGACGAUGAAGGACAGAGGACGUCCCGACGGGUGGAUGGAGCAAGACACACCGAGAAGACGCAGGUUCUGUUGGGUUCUUCUCCGCCGUCCUUCCUGCAGCUGGAGUUCUGCUCGCUCCACUCCGGCCUGAUGGAGGCUGACGCUCGCGGAGCUAUGAAGAUCGCUGAAUAUGGGAUCACCUUCCCAGUGAAAGGAUCGGAGGACACCGAGGUGACGGUGGUGGCCUCUCAGCUCCGAGGCUACGGCGUCUGGGACGGGGGCGUGGCGAUGGGCGGGGAUCUGCUGGCCGGAUGGAAAGGUCCCGCCCCCUCGCUGCUCUUCCUCUGGGUGUUGGCGGCUCARGCCAACGUCCUGCAGAGGGAGCUGUCGCUCAUCCAGAAGUCCAGCACCAGAGCUAACGCGCCGCCAUGCUCCUUCCUCCUGGUGUUGCUGAAGGAACAGCUAUCGGAGAUGCAGGCCGCUCUGCUGGCCUCCAUCUUGGAUAUGGCGGAGUACAAGCAGCACCACUCCUCCUCCCCCAUCGACUGGUCCCAGGGCCUGCUGCUGCUCCAUACCUGUCCCGCUCCUCUGGACCGGCACCUGCUGCGGCUGCUGGGUCAUUCUGCUUGUGUGACCAGCAGGUGUCUCUGUGGAGGAUGUGGCGCCGUCCACCAGAAGCCGGGUCAGUCCAGUGCUGCUCAGAGUAACCUUGCUGGUCAGCAGCCCACCAGGCUGAUCCAGUACCCUCUGGUUCCGUGUAUCGGUCGGAUGACGCUGACGCAGGAAGACCUGGACUGUCUGGACGCCGGGGAGUUCCUGAACGACGUCAUCAUCGACUUCUACCUCAAGUACCUGCUCCUGGAGGGCGUUGGCGGUACGGUGGCCCAGAGGAGUCACGUCUUCAGCAGUUUCUUCUACAAGCAGCUGAGCUGCCGGCGAGCGGCUGGAGAGAGCGACGCCCCCUUUGUCCCCGACCAUCACACGAGGCAUCAGAGGGUGAAGACGUGGACGCGGGACGUGGACAUUUUCUCCAAAGACUUCCUGUUUGUGCCUGUUAACAAAGCAGCCCAYUGGUUCCUGGUGGUGGUCUGUUUCCCCGGACUGGAGGGCGUUCAGACCGAGGAGUUCCAGAGCGGAGCAGGUGGAUCCGAACGUGCUGCAGCAGAACCGCGCCCCAGGUCCCAGCUGCCUCCGUGCUCCCUGCUGGGCUGUCAGAAGAAAACAGUCACCAAAAGGCCGUGCAUCCUGGUCAUGGACUCCCUGAAGCUUUCCAGCCACGACGACGUCUGCCGACUCAUCAGAGGCUACCUGCAAGUGGAGUGGGAGGUUCGGAGGAAGACUCCACGCCUCUUCGCCCCGGCCUCCAUGCGGAGCUGCACCUGCAGCGUUCCUCAGCAGGACAACGGCAGCGACUGCGGCGUCUACCUGCUGCAGUACGCCGAGAGCUUCUUGCAGAACCCCGUCGUCGACUUCGACCCGCCGCUGCGACUGGAGGGCUGGUUCCCACGGCAACGGGCGCGGCAGAAACGCGACGAGAUCCGUAGUCUGCUGUUGAGGCUGGAACGGGCCCAGCUGAGUGAACAGAACCAGGACGCCGAGUUCUGAUCCAACUGUAAAUGAGUCCACUUCCUGUUUUGUAAAAUAAAGACUAAUUUAUUUUA
Molecule: messenger RNA, 2773 nt
Organism: Poecilia reticulata (guppy)
Lineage: Eukaryota; Metazoa; Chordata; Actinopteri; Cyprinodontiformes; Poeciliidae
Source: RefSeq, a predicted model, not a curated record